AAAAUUGAAAUCUCAACUGUUUGGUUUCCUUCACUUCCUUUUCCAUUUGAUUUUCCCCCACUUUUUCUCUCCCUCCAAACAGCUACGGAGUUUCUGUCGAGCUUCGAGUGAAAUGGAGAUGGCUAUGGAGGACUCAUGCUCUCGUUCGCUUCUCUUCAUGGCUCGUUACGCUCUGCAAUCUGACGGACGAGCGCCGCGGUUUCUAAAGAAUCCUAUACAGAGUACGCUACGAAUAAGUAAUUUUCCGGUUUUCUGUGCUAAUUUCUAGAUUUACAUAGUUUUAGAGUUGUUAUUGUCGUCUUCAAUUGCUCUUUUUGUACCUGAAUUUGAAGAAUUGGAAACGGAAGCUCUAGGUUACGGUGAAUUUAGGAGAACUUGUGUUUUGGAUUCUAGUCGAUUUUGGAAGUUCUGUGGUGUUUAUGAAGAACGGUGGUUCAUGUAUAAAUUCUAGGGUUCGGGAAAUUCUCGUGGAGUUGAGCUUCUUAGGUUUUCACAUGCUUGGUAAAUUGUCUGUGGCUUGAAUAUCUCUUGAAACAACACAAGUGAAGUUUGACUUUCAGCUCGUGUUAUUGAAAGAAGUAGAGGGACAUUUGAAGUUGAACUUGAUUUUUGGUGGGAAGCUUUAAUGGCGGAAAGGUGGGAGCUCGGGUUUCCAAAGACUAGUGCUAGUAGUCUUAGAGAGCAGGCAACAAGAACAAUUCUUCGCAAUGUGAGGUCGCAAGGGCACACAUAUGUUGAGCUCCGAGAAGAUGGGAAAAAGUUCAUUUUCUUCUGUACUUUGUGUCUGGCUCCAUGUUAUAGUGAUAAGGUGCUGUUUGAUCACUUGAAGGGUAAUCUUCACAAGGACAGGUUAGCUGCUGCUAAGGUUACUCUGUUGCGACCAAACCCGUGGCCUUUUAACGAUGGUGUGGCUUUCUUUCAUAAUCCAGAUGAGACUGAUAAACAUUUGGUGAUUACAGAUGACAAUAAAUUUAGGAUGUUGGAGUCUCCUGACGAUGAAAACAAUCUUGCUAUUGUCAAGUAUGGGGAAAAUCUGAUAUCCAAUGGCAAUGAGCAUGUUGGUACUGAUGGUCUUGAAUGUAAUGGCUCUUUAGAUUUUCCGAGGGUUCGUUCAAAUUUCAAAUUUAGUUGCUCUAAUGAGAAUUCAACUGCUAAUGAAGUGAAUUCCUCUGUAGUGAUCCCUAGUGUUCUGGUUAGGGAUGAUGUUACUGACAUAGAAGCGAAGAAGGUAGGCUUGGGACAAAUUGCUGCAAGAUUCCUUGAGAAGGAUAAGGUGUCAAAAGGUAUUGGUAGAAUAUGGUGUGAAUGGUUGGGGAAAAAAGCUAUUGGCAACGAGUAUCAUUUAAAAGUUCCUGAGCACGACUUCGCUGUUGUUACCUUCUGUUACAAUAUUGAUUUAGGUAGAAAGGGGUUGCUUGAUGAUGUAAAGAUGCUUCUCUCUUCCAGUCCUUCGGUAGAAACAGAAAAUGGUGAAGGCAGCAGCAGUAAGAGAAAGAAGUCCUUUUCUGACCCUGAGGAUAUCAGUGAAUCUCUAAGUAAUCAGUAUGAUUCAUGUGGGGAAGAUUCCUCUGCAUCCAGUGGUGCAUCAUCAAAGUUGCUUUUAGACCGGUACGACGAUCAGCUUCUGCACACAAGAUUUAUUUUAAACAAGUCUAUAAGAAGAGAGUUGAGGCGGCAACAGCGUUUAGCUCUAGGGAGAAUGUGUGAUAUAUGUCAACAGAGGAUGAUUCCUGGGAAAGAUGUAUCAGCCCUCAUAAAUUUGAAGACUGGAAGGCUUGCUUGCAGUAGUCGAAAUGUGAAUGGG
This is a messenger RNA of Prunus mume (Japanese apricot), 1804 nucleotides long. The record is from RefSeq and is a predicted model, not a curated record. Lineage: Eukaryota; Viridiplantae; Streptophyta; Magnoliopsida; Rosales; Rosaceae.